Prunus armeniaca (apricot) is the source of this 828-nucleotide messenger RNA. The record is from the annotation of a GenBank genome assembly. Lineage: Eukaryota; Viridiplantae; Streptophyta; Magnoliopsida; Rosales; Rosaceae.
AUGUCGACUUUGGGGCUCCUACCUUGGUUGUCGAUGCUAUUCCGUCUGAACUCCAACUUGAGAUUGGUGAGUCUUCAUCCUUUGUGCCCACCGAGAUUACCAUGGAUCCCAUCGGCGGAGGAUGGAGGAAACUUGGCCACGGUCCCCCAUGAAGAGGCCCCUCAACCUUCCCCUGAUCAGCCAUCUGGUGACAUUUUUGACUUCCUAGAUCAGUGGGAUGCAUCUAUAUCUUCCGCGGAGGCUUCCACUCGCCUUGCCACUUCUUCUACAUCGACCGGGGCCCUACCAGAUUCCGGGGCUGAGGCCAUACUUCGGUCAUACAGAGAUGGAGACUUCAUGUCCUUGGAGGACAAAGAUGAGAGAAGCAAGCUCAAGGCCGCCAUUGAGACUUUGGCGAGUUCUGGCUUUUUCCCUGAUCCACGCUCGGCGGCUAUGAUUACUCAUCUCUUUGGUCAGGUGGAGAGAUUUGCCCCCCGCCGCCGUCCUUUUCUGGAGGAGCAAAGGAUAGGCCAAGACUUGGAGCAGCGGAUUACCUCAUGUAGUGCCACCAUGAGGAGGGAGAUCGAGAUCGCCCGCCAAAUGCAGCAGGAGGCUGCGGAUAUCGAUGAGCAGGUGAGGCAGCUCCAAGAAAGGAAGGCUGGCAUUGUUGCCAAAGUCUCCGAGAUUGUCCGGAGCAAUAGGCCUCUCGAGGCUCAACUUCGACAGGAUGCAGCAGCGGCGGGAGCAUAUCGAGAAAGGAAGUUGAUGAUUCAGUCUACCUUGUCCGCCGGAGAUACCGCGAUGGAGAGCUUUAGGGCUGCCCUCCGCACCCUUUCCCCCGAUGCUUAG